Molecule: messenger RNA, 318 nt
Organism: Thelazia callipaeda (thelaziosis nematode)
Lineage: Eukaryota; Metazoa; Nematoda; Chromadorea; Rhabditida; Thelaziidae
Source: the annotation of a GenBank genome assembly
AUGCAUGUGAGUAAUUGGAAAUCAACGGAAUCUCGUAAAGCUGUCAGUUCACUUAGUAGUGGAGGAUCAAAAAAAGAUCAAGCUCAGCUAAAAAUGCAGAUAAUGCCAAACAUUGAAGAACGAUUUAGAGAAAUGGUUGAGAGGACUAAAAAUGAUAGCGAGCCUUUAUCAAAGCAGUUAUCAACAGAGAAAUAUCUGCCUGACAAGACUUCUGAGACAGAAAAUGUGAAUAGCAUGGAAUUUGACGUAACUCAAUGGGAAAAUACGCUUUGGGCAGAAAACAAAUCAGCAAAAUUUUGUACAAAUAAUUUUUUAUAA